Molecule: messenger RNA, 498 nt
Organism: Podospora pseudocomata
Lineage: Eukaryota; Fungi; Ascomycota; Sordariomycetes; Sordariales; Podosporaceae
Exons: 2
Coding region: 1-498 (165 amino acids)
Source: RefSeq, a predicted model, not a curated record
AUGGUGGAGAUGAUGGGGGGAAACGGUGUCUUUGGCUCAGGCAGAAACUUCUUGGAAAGCCACGUUGAAGACAUGGAGAACAAGCCCAGGCUGCUUACCGAAUGCUGGCAAAAGUAUCUGUACUGGCUGCGCAUGUCGCUCAUGAGAGUCGAGAGGUUGCCAGCGCCCGGGCAGAUUCUGACAACGGCCAAGGGCUUCACAAUAGAGCGCGAUUUCCUGGACACGGGGGCAUGGGGGCGAGGGAAAUCAUACGAGGAUGUUUACCAAGAGGUCAUAGACGGGAAUAUGUUUCCCGAGUACUGGGACAGAGCCUUGUAUGAGGGUUUCACGUACUGGGUGCAAUUCAAGCGAGUGAAGGCCGGCUAUCGUUAUCUCAUCGACAAAUGGAUAGAAGAACAGGAUAAGUUGGGACUCGAACUUGAUCCAUUACCGAAGUUCAAUGACAUGGCAGAUCUUAUCGGGAACCAUUGUUUCUGGGGUGGUUGGGGGAUUGAUUGA